AUGCCUCCUAGACGACAAGCUUCCUCGUCUGUUGCUGCCAACGACGACGCUCAGCAGCGAUCUGCUCCUAUUGCGAAACUCCUGAAUGACCACGACUUUGCAGACGCGUUCCAGGGCGAGACUUCAUCCAAGUUCGGUCGAAGAAUGACUAGCGCCAUCCACGGCGAUGCAGAUGGUGAUGCCGACACGGUUGGCAAUGAUGGUCGCAAUGGUGAUGCAGCGGCAGCCGCCAACGGAUCCGCGAAUGGCACUCCUGCUGCCUCCCGCCUGCUGCGUCGGGCCAGCUUCGAUUUCGAGGCCGCACCUGUGGACCUCAACGAGCUCAUGCUGCGACAGCUGAAGGAGGAUCGCAACUCGCUGCAGUACGACAUGGAGUGGACUCGCCACCAGGUCGGCCUUGCUAACAUCACGCCUCCCGAGUCUCGCACAUAUCAGCUGCGCCUGUUGGACCUCGGACACCAGCUCCGCCAGACCAACCACCGCAUCCACAUGCGAGAGGCCGAGAUUCACAACUACCGCUUUGGACCUGCUCCAGCUGUGUACGGCCAACAGCAAUACGCCCCGAAUGCUGCCCAGCACGCCUUCUUCAUGAACGCGGAGCCUCCACAGGAGCGCCGUGGCCCAGGCCGCCCCCUCGGAUCGAAGAAUCGCGCCCGGGACUCGCUGGCGCCUGCUUCCACUCCUGGCCCUCAGGCCCCGACCAACAACGCUCAGAAGGCUGCUGCUUUGGCGAGUGCUGGCGCUAAGCGCAUCUUGCCCACUGAGAUCACUGUGGCGACUCCGAACGGCGACAAGGGCGAGUCUGGUCCCUUGGCGAAGCGCCCUCGCGUUGAGGUUGGCUCACCCCUUGACAGCCCCGCCGAGGAAGACAGCAAGAUGGUGGUCGAUUCCGGCAGCGGCGAGGCUGCUCACAGCGGCGACACUACUAAGGAGGAUAACGCCGCGCAGAACGGUCAAGCCGAGGAGGGAACCCCGAAUGUCAACGCGGCGGCCACGUCUGUCCUCGCCGCCCCGACGCCGUCGACCCCGAACGUCCCAUCCAUCUCCGCCAACACCAGCAGCGCGCAGGCGCAGGCCGGCUCCACCCCGACGGCCACCCGCACGACCCCGGGAGGCACCGUCGACGAGACCGGACCGGGCGGCAGCCAGUACCAGCGACUGGGCCACUGGAUGUGCACGCUUUGUACGUCGCAGAAGUACCUCCAGCACCCGGCGCCCAAGCAGCCGUCCGAGCCGUCGUCCUGGCCCCUCCGCGACGUCAGCAAGAUAGUUACUCACUACACGCGCAUGCACGGAGAGCACAACCGCAUGGAGCGCUGUAUGGAGCUCGGAACCGCCCUGCAGGCCAACCUGGGCCCCUUCCGCUACUGGAUCCAGGAGACGAAGCGGGAGAAGAUCCCGCUCGAGGAGGUCCGCGAGGCCCUCGCCACGCUGCAGCGCGGACAGCUGCCCGAGCUACUGCGCCGCUUCUCGACUGCCGCGAGGGCGUUUCCUAACUAA
This is a messenger RNA of Diaporthe citri, 1500 nucleotides long. RefSeq lists its product as uncharacterized. The record is from RefSeq and is a predicted model, not a curated record. The transcript is spliced from 3 exons. The coding region runs from base 1 to 1500 and encodes 499 amino acids. Lineage: Eukaryota; Fungi; Ascomycota; Sordariomycetes; Diaporthales; Diaporthaceae.